AUGGGCUCCCUUACUCCCACCAAAACCGGGGAUGCCGGGAGACCUACACAAGCAAUAAGCACAAGUUCCCACGUGCCUCUCAUCUCUCGAUCAACUUCACAUCAAACGACAUCGAAAACAAACAGUGGUGAACCGAGCCGGUCCCUUCGGAAGGCCGCAUCGACAUCUGCCAGAUUGCCCUCAGGAAACAGACCGAACAGCUCACGACGCAGAGGCCUCAAUCCGGCCAUGUUCGAGGUCGAACUCAGCAGCAAGAUCGACGAAUUUAUUCUAUCACUGAGUCCUUCGAGUCCCAUGGGAGAGCUCGCCAAAGAAAACCGCAGCCUGCACCAGCGGAUCGCCGCGCUACAACGGAACGAAACCGAGUUGCUCAACGAAAAUCAAGAACUUUCCCGCAAAUUGUCGUGGGCUCAGAGAUACCAUAAUAGCCGGAAAAAGCAAUGGAAAGAGUAUCUGUCGACCAAGGAACAAGGGUUCGCAACUCGGGUUGAACAACUUGAGUCCAAGAUAACUCAACUGAAAGAGAAUGGGUUGGCUCAAGGAGCAGACAGUGGGGUUCCAGAUCCGAACGACAAAUCUAUCAUUUCGUGGUUCGUGGCCAAAGGGGCCAGCUGGACCUCGUGGGUAGAGGAGUUUGCCCACCCCGAAAAUAAACGAGUUCAAAACGGCCUCCAUCCUUUACAACUUCGGGAACUUUCAGAGAGCGUCAAGCACUUUGUUCAACUCACGCCUCAAGGUGAGCUACCUGAAGGACUUUUGGGUUCGACUAAGAGCAACGAUUUUCAAACAACUCAUGUCCUGCUUCACGGGAUGCUUGCCCAUUUCAUUACUAUCGAAGCCUUUGCGUCCCCGUUUUGGAUGUUCGAUGCCAUAUCUACCAACCCCAAUGAGUUAGAGAGCCCAAGUGUUCUAGGCCCUAACUCGAUGUCGCCAGUCGGAUUUCGAAUGGACCUCGCCCUCUGGAAUUCUGGGAUAGCUCCGCCUCGCCAUGCCGCAUCCCCUGGGGCUUGGCCAAGGUCAUGGCAGGCGUCACUUGUAAAGUCAUUAUGCGAGUGUGGAAUCGGAGCCGACAUAAACUCUAACAACAUCUCAGAACCCACCCCCCCUUUCGCGGAGGCAAGAUUUCGUCACGCUCGCCGAUUAAAAGACAAGUUCCUCAGGAGUCCCGCCCGGUUCCUUCUUCGAGAUCAAGACCCUGCGGGAAUCGAAAGGCUGGAACACCUUCUCGUACAAGAAAUCGACGCCGCUUUGCGUUUCUCGUGCCAGCUGUGGUCACGCCGAGACGCCCCCAAAAUAACUGGUCUUGCUGAACUUGGAAGGACCCCGUUCCAAUCCGCCAGCGAGAUCAUGGAAUUGUAUCAAGCGUGGUCGACGUCGGCUAUGGAACGGGAGGUCACCACCACCAUGGCACCUAGUUCCCCCUCCCUCGGAUCACAGUAUGACAAUGGAACCAUCAUCACAGUCAUCCAACCCUCCAUCGGAAAUGGCGCCAAAGUCUGGACAAAAGCCCGCGUCCUCGUCGCGGAAGCCAAAUCCCACUCACACAAAAACACUUGGAAUAAGCCGCCAGUUUCCGACAUCACGACCACCACCACCACCACCAGGACCACUAGCAAGACGCCGAUGACGACGAUCCCCAAGUCCGUCGCCGUUGCCCAAGACGAGUCACCGCCUCCUUCUAAAAAUACGACCUCCUUCUCUGGUCGUCGUCUAGCCCCAGCCUCAAACCCAAACCCGAGCCUAAACCCACCAGUCCCAGUCCCGGUCCCGGUUGCAGUCCCAGCCCCGCCUUCCGAUGACGACGGCGAUCCGAGGAGGGAAACGACCUUAAUUCUCCUCCCGAAAAGGUAUCUGUUUCAAAACCCUGCCGCGGCCGCGGGGAAUUUACCGCUUGCCCAAACGGGAACUUGA
This is a messenger RNA of Dichotomopilus funicola, 1911 nucleotides long. RefSeq lists its product as uncharacterized. The transcript has 3 exons. The coding region runs from base 1 to 1911 and encodes 636 amino acids. NCBI's taxonomy places the organism in Eukaryota, Fungi, Ascomycota, Sordariomycetes, Sordariales, Chaetomiaceae. The record is from RefSeq and is a predicted model, not a curated record.